Messenger RNA from Phytophthora nicotianae INRA-310, 432 nucleotides. RefSeq lists its product as hypothetical. The transcript has a single exon. The record is from RefSeq and is a predicted model, not a curated record. Bases 1 to 432 code for a protein of 143 amino acids. Lineage: Eukaryota; Oomycota; Peronosporomycetes; Peronosporales; Peronosporaceae.
AUGCGCUUCUCCUACUUCCUGUCACUCGCUUUGGCAACUCUUCUCUCUUCCUGCAAUGCUAAUGCGGCCAUCUCAGGCAAUAACCAUGCUAAGCAGCCUUCAAUGAUUUCGAGUGACACUGCUGUUCUAUCCCGCCCUAUUGAUGCCAGCAAUGUCAAGAGGUUUUUGCGAACCUAUCGCGGGGACCAUGAAGAUAAAGAAGAUAAAGAAGAGAGAAGAAACCCGGCGCUACUGGACGAGGAGGAACUCGUCAGAUGGACUACUAAGUGGGCGGCGAGGGCGGAUGAUUGGUUCGAACAAGGAUACACGCCAGCCCAAAUGAGGGAUAAAUUGACUGGCCUGGACGGCGUCAUGAACCAGAAGAAUGGGAGGAAGUUCUACUUGUUCGUGAAGAAGUGGAGAUCGGAGCAUCCCAACGACCCUGGCAUUUGA